CCAGCCCACAAUGCUCAAAAGGAACAGACGUUUUGUAACUACUCCUUUCAGUGCCAACGUCUGCUGCAGCCUCAGAGCCCCAUCCGCCUCCAGCCGGCAGGACCCGAGGGCGAGGAGCUUGGGUGCGCUCGGGCCAGCUUCCUGGGAGCAGAGGCUGUUACCCACGCGCUUCGCCCCACCCUGCGUUGCAGCAACAGAUGUGGGAAGCGCCUUUGGGCUGUCGUCCUGGCUCCCCGACAUUAAGUCUGGAAAAGGAGUUGCACCCCGAGGGCAGCGAGAGGAGAGUCGGCGGCGAGCAGCCGGGUCCGCGAUGGUGCUCCUGAGGGCCCUGUGGCUGGCCUUGGCGCUGCUAGAAGUGGUCGGAGCGUGCCCAGAGCCAUGCGCCUGCGUGGACAAGUACGCGCAUCAGUUCGCCGACUGUGCCUACAAGGAGCUGCGUGAGGUGCCAGAAGGACUGCCGGCCAAUGUGACUACGCUGAGUCUGUCGGCGAACAAGAUCACCGUGCUGCGGCGCGGGGCCUUCGCAAACGUCACUCAGGUCACAUCGCUGUGGCUGGCGCACAAUGAGGUGCGCACUGUGGAGCCGGGCUCGCUGGCGGUGCUAAGCCAACUCAAGAACCUCGACCUGAGCCACAACCUCAUAUCCAGCUUCCCAUGGAGCGAUCUGCGUAACCUUAGCGCGCUACAGCUGCUCAAGAUGAACCACAACCGCUUGGGCUCGUUGCCCCGGGACGCACUCGGUGCACUGCCCGACCUGCGCUCCCUGCGCAUCAACAACAACCGGCUUCGUACUUUGGCUCCUGGCACCUUCGAUGCACUAAGCGCGCUCUCACAUCUGCAGCUCUAUCAUAACCCCUUCCACUGCGGUUGCAGCCUUGUGUGGUUGCAGACCUGGGCCGCAAGCACCCGGGUCUCUUUACCGGAGCCCGACUCCAUCCAGUGCUCCUCGCCUCCCGCGCUGCAGGGGGUGCCGGUGAGCCGCCUGCCCGCCCUGUCCUGCGCACCACCCAGCGUGCAUCUGAGUGUUGAGCCGCCGCCUGAGGCGCCCGGCAGCCCCCUGCGCUCUGGUCUGGCGCUCACACUACACUGCGUCGCGGAAGGACACCCCACGCCCCGCCUGCAAUGGCAACUUCAGAUCCCGGGGGGCACUGUAGUCUUAGUGCCGCCAGUCUUGAGUGGGGAGGACGACGGGGACGGGGCAGAAGACGGGGAGGAGGAAGGAGAUGGGGACGGGCCAACGCAGACAGAGGCCCCAACUCCAACUCCAGCACCCGCUUGGCCCGCGCCCCCAGCCACCCCGCGCUUCCUGGCCCUCACAAAUGGCUCCUUGUUGGUGCCCCUCCUGAGUGCCAAGGAGGCAGGCGUCUACACAUGCCGUGCCCACAACGAGCUGGGUGCCAACUCUACGUCAGUACGGGUGGCAGUGGCAGCUGCCGGGCCUCCAAAGCAUGCCUCUGGCGCAGGGGGAGACCCUGAUGGACAGGCCCCAACCUCUGAACGUAAGUCCACAGCCAAAAGCCGGGGCAACAGUGUCCUACCUUCCAAGCCCGAGGGCAAAAUCAAAGGCCUAGGCCCGGGACAGGUUAGCUUCCUCGGGGAGACAGAGGCGGGGCCGGAGGAGGAAGAGGCAGAUGAGGGAGAAGAGGCGGAAGACCAGGUCUCAGCUGACCGGGUGAAAGAGCAGCACUGUGGUCACGGGGAUCCCUCGCGGUACGUGUCCAACCACGCGUUCAACCAGAGCGCCGAGCUUAAGCCGCACGUCUUUGAGCUGGGCGUCAUCGCGCUGGACGUGGCUGAGCGCGAGGCGCGGGUGCAGCUGACUCCGCUGGCGGCGCGCUGGGGUCCUGGGCCCGGCGGGGCUGCGGGAGCGGGGCGGCCCGGGCAGCGGCCACUGCGCCUGCUCUAUCUGUGCCCGGCUGGGGGCGGUGCAGCAGUGCAGUGGUCGCGUGUCGAGGAGGGCGUCAACGCGUAUUGGUUCCGCGGCCUGCGGCCCGGCACCAACUACUCUGUGUGCCUGGCACUGGCGGGCGAGGCCUGCCACGUGCAAGUGGUGUUCGCCACCAAGAAGGAGUUGCCCUCAUUGCUGGUUAUCGUGGCGGUGAGCGUGUUCCUCCUGGUGCUGGCCACCGUGCCCCUGCUGGGCGCCGCCUGCUGCCAUCUGCUGGCCAAACACCCGGGCAAGCCCUACCGUCUUAUCCUGAGGCCGCAGGCCGCGGAUCCCAUGGAGAAGCGCAUCGCCGCCGACUUCGACCCGCGUGCCUCUUACCUCGAGUCCGAGAAAAGCUACCCGGCAGGCGGCGAGGCGGGCGGCGAGGAGCCAGAGGAGGCCCCCGGGGAAGGCCUUGACGAAGACGUGGAACAGGGGGACCCCGGUGGGGACCUGCAGAGGGAGGAGAGCCUGGCGGCCUGCUCGCUGGUGGAGUCCCAGUCCAAGGCCAACCAAGACGAGUUCGAGGCGGGCUCCGAGUACAGUGACCGCCUGCCCCUGGGUGCCGAAGCGGUCAAUAUCGCCCAGGAGAUUAACGGCAACUAUAGGCAGACAGCAGGCUGAACCCCCCGCCCGCCAGGCCGCCCAUACUCAUUCCCACAGUACCUUGGGUGCCUGGAGGCAGAAGUCUAGGACUGGCAGGAUUUUUGCACCCCCUACCUUCACUUCACCCCCUUACCACCCUCUAACCUUGACUACCGGCGACUUACAGUGGGGAAUGGGACGAUUUUACCAGUCCCGCCCACGAUGGUCAUUGUCCUUGUGGGCUGAAUUCCCUUUCAUGGCAAGCACAGAUCCCUGCUCCUCCUUCCUUGUGUGAGACCGCUGACCGUGAGGCGAAAUCCAGGCCUCUCCAUUCCCACAAUUAUCUGCCAAAUCGGCUCCGCGGCCCUUCUCCCCGUGGGCUCAGGAGCCAGAGGAAAUGGGAGUAGACGUUGGAAACAUUUGCUGGUAACGCCGUAGCUUGGGGGUAUGCCCGGGACCCCCGGCAGAUGUCCCUAGCUUGGAGCGCUAUGGGGUCCCGCCUCAACCCCUACUUCACCCUUCUCGGGAUGUACAAACCAGAAGUCAGGAUUCGAUGGCAACUCCCUAGUUUUUAGUUUCAAAGCCCCCUUCUGACUGGGAACCAACCGCUUCUGUUCCCCCACCUCCUCUCCGUUUCUGCCCAGCUGGAGCCUCUACGGGUGCCUGCGGCGCCUUCCAGCUCCGCGCUCUGAUUUUCUUAUUUUCGUUGUUUUCAAAGACAGCGACAGUCCGGGUCUGGUGCUAACACUCCCUAGCCUCUGGGGAAAUUGGGUGGGGGUGUGUGUCUGUCUGUCUGCCUGGGAAUGGGGGGAAUCCGUCUUCCCUUGCCCUCUCUCCUAAUUUAAAACGCCGCAGAACCGCGCUCUCUUUUCCUGCGGAGAGUAAGGGCUUGGUCCCGGGCCAAUUUCAUUGUGGGUGAGUUGGGGUUUUUGGAGAUUGGUGCACUCGACAGCUCCGCUUCCACUGCUGCAUGGGGCCCAGGCCUCAGCUGGAGAAACGCGGGGGACGCAGGAAGCCAACUCUGGUCUCCUGGACGCUGCCUCUCCGGUGGGGCUAGCGCCCUAGGACGCACAAAGCCUGCGCGUGACCAUGCGGCGGGAUCCGGGUAGAGAUAAGCCCUUCGGUCCCCGCGCCUCCCCGCCCUGCCCCUCUUUCCUCGAGAAUAGUAUUUGCCCGGCUGUAGUCCUAGACAAGCGUGCUCUGUAGGAGAAAAGUCUGUGUCCUGUAAAAGUGUGUCAAGUGUAAUGAAGGGAGGCGGGCGG
Molecule: messenger RNA, 3774 nt
Organism: Phacochoerus africanus (Common warthog)
Lineage: Eukaryota; Metazoa; Chordata; Mammalia; Artiodactyla; Suidae
Gene: ISLR2
Product: immunoglobulin superfamily containing leucine rich repeat 2
Exons: 3
Coding region: 11-2551 (846 amino acids)
Biological process (GO): positive regulation of axon extension
Cellular component (GO): cell surface
Molecular function (GO): protein binding
Source: RefSeq, a predicted model, not a curated record